Molecule: messenger RNA, 1205 nt
Organism: Melampsora larici-populina 98AG31
Lineage: Eukaryota; Fungi; Basidiomycota; Pucciniomycetes; Pucciniales; Melampsoraceae
Exons: 2
Coding region: 127-1023 (298 amino acids)
Source: RefSeq, a predicted model, not a curated record
GCAAGUAAAACAAAAUGCCUACAGUGCAAAAGGGAAGAGCUCAGCAGAUGGCCUACUAUAUAUUCAUUGACCUCUGGUGUCUGCUUUUGAGCGAAUCUGCACCACCCCCUUCACAACUUUCCCACCAUGCCCUCCCCCAGCCAUAGAACCAAUGUCGACUAUUCGAACACCCGCCGAAGGAGAGCUUCCCUCCCUGGAAACAUCUCACUGGAGAGCAUCCCACGUUUGACACGGAAGAUCUCUGGCUCAUUGGCUUCCACUUCGGCACAAGCUUUCGACUGGCUCAAUAAUCACACCAAAGUACAAACUCAUAACUUUACCGGUAGAUGCAAUAAUAUCUUACCUUCUAGAUCUCGAGGAUAUUCAGAAAUUUCUAACCGCCCAGCUCAAUUUACUCCCAAGCCAUCAAACCCUAAAUUCGUUGGCAAAGAUAUCUAUGGAUUUUGUUUACCCGAAUCAACUAAAAAUGAUAAGUCCAAAACUCGCGGAAGAAUGGUUUUCGAUAAGAUAUUUCCUCCUUUAUCUGACCAACCGCGAAAUCUUAGGCCAUCAUCAAUUUGCCGUAGUGAAAGUCCAAGGACCGCACGACCUGUUUCACGUAGUGGACGUGGAUUGGAGAACCAUUCGGUCAUGCGGCAAUCGAUUGGCCAAUUCGAUUACCCUGUUCGCUGUGAUCCAAUCGAUUCUAAUCUUAUCGCAUCAAGAUCCUCGAUAGCUCAACCUAUACCCGUUCGUCCCCGAAGACCCAGUGAGCAAACUGACACAGAAUUGGCCAUGUUGCAACGAGAAACAUACGGUAUGAAAAUCCCAGUUCAUCAUCCUGUUCGUCAUACUAAAACUGUUCAUAGAGAAGUAGCUAGUAAGCAAAGGGAAUCUUAUGGUUCUAUCUCAAGUCCUCAAACUCAAACAGGCAAUGAAGAUCUAAACGAAUUAUCAUAUGUUGGUCUGACUAUGAGUGUCAAUAACAAAGGUAAUAUAACAAGAAUGAAUCAUGAUGUCCGCCAGUCAUAUGGGAGCAGAUGAUUUUCUUUGUUUCUAUUGGUAUUUGAUUUGAAUCAAAAAAGAUGCGACGAGAUUCGUAUAAAAAAAACAAGGAUUAAAAAUGUACAUAUCUCUUCCAAACUGUUAUCAUCGGUCAUUGUGUUUCUUGAUCUUUCUUAUGAAAACAUCAUAUCAAGGAUCUUAGUAUUCAAUUUUUCUUGCAG